Messenger RNA from Dentiscutata heterogama, 903 nucleotides. The record is from the annotation of a GenBank genome assembly. Lineage: Eukaryota; Fungi; Glomeromycota; Glomeromycetes; Diversisporales; Gigasporaceae.
AUGAGUGAUAGCAUACAACUUCAACCGGCUGAUACCUCAACUUUAGACGCGUCAACUGAAAGCAGUUCGCAUCUAGAUCAUGCGAACGAUCAUACGAAUGCAUAUGAAUAUUCCGAAUAUACGGCUGAAAAAAACCAAGAAUAUCUUGAGUCCAUUAGAAGAGAAACCGCCGAAAAAACACCACUCGUAUGUCCGACCGAAAGCAUGGAUGAUUUAUUAAAAGAAUAUUCGCAGGGUAGUGAAGUAUAUCAACAGAAGAUCACGAAAUUGGCAGAGAAACAUCAUACAAUAAGACGUUGCCGAGGCGAUGGCAGCUGUUUUUAUCGGGCCUUUGGGUUUGCGUGGUUCGAACGACUUUUGAAUUCUAAAGACCCGACAAUUCAUCAAAACGCACUCGAAACGUUGACUUAUACGAAAAAUCAACUUCUUCCACAUUGGUAUGAAGAAUGGAUUUUUGAAGACAUGUAUGAAGAAGUCGAAGGACAUUUAAAAGCUAUUGUAGAAGGAAAAUAUGAUAGUGACAAAUUGCUGUCUAUCUUUCAAGAUGAGAGUAUCUCUAAUCAAAUAGUCAUGUAUCUUCGAUUCGUCACGACGGCCUACUUGAAAAAACAUUUUAAUGAUUACAAACCAUUUCUGGAUUGUGAUUUGGAAAUGGAUGAGUAUUGCAGUAAAUAUGUAGAAGGCAUGGAUAAAGAGGCAGACCAUAUUCAUGUCCUUGUAUUGACACGAGCUUUAAAAGUUCCAGUUGAAAUUGCAUAUAUGAGUGGCUCCGACGCGCUGGACCAAGUCAAUUUUCAUGAAUUUUACCCAGAAGACGGGACUUCAAAGGGCGUUUUACCUCUGAAACCUUUGGUGCUGCUCUACAGACCUGGGCACUACGAUAUUUUAUAUCGCGAUGAAUGA